GUGUAUAAAAGUGUGUGAGGCGAGCUGUCUACAGUUGAUAGCUCGACAGGGAGCAUGUACCGCUCCCAUGUGUCUCUGUAUACCCAGGGCCAGGGCAGUAUGGAGGGACGUCUUCACCAUGUGGUCCUGCACGGUGUGUGUAUCACUCUGGCCAUGGUUAGCCAGGUGUUCUCCGAGACCUUCCAUGUUCUAGCAUCAGGGACCAACUCUGGUGGUGAGUGAAAUCUACCAGAAUGCUGGUCCAGCUCUGUACUACAGUGCACUACUGUGAAGGCAACAGGGACUGUGGGUUAGCAGACAAUCUGGAUAAACAAGUACAGUGGCUAGUGGAUGUAUCCUGAAUGCAAUGAUAUGAUUAUAAUGCCACCAUUUGCAGAGUCAAGUUUAUAGAGUUAAAGGCUUGAUGUGGUCAUUGCGUGCUAGGAACAUGGGACCAAAUACUAAACUUUUGACUACUUUUUUAAUACACAUUUUUAGGGGUGACAAUCAUUUUGACCUCUACCUUUUUGAGGGGGAAAAUUAUUACUUAUUAAACAAAAUCUAUUUCUCUGAGCUAUUGUAUUAGUAUAAAAUAAUUUAAUUUCCCAAUUAUUUUAGCAUACAAUAUAGCUCAGUAUCUGAAUUAUUUAUUUUAUACAGUCAUUAUUGCUAAUCUUUAUCAAGGGUGUCAAUAAUUUCGGACCCCACUGUAUAAAUUAUAACUUUGUCACUUUGUCAUAUUUAAUGACUAUUUUACCCAAUAUGACCUGUAAGUGAUAUCUCCUGCAGGGAUGUUUCAAAUGCAUAUACAGUAUGUCACCAAAAGGAUCCCUUUGAGAAGAUAAGUUGUUAUAACAACUUGUUUCACAUCAAUGUAUCCACAGUGGAUUGACUUUAUGUAACGAUAGACCUUUGGUCUGCCACGCAUUCCAAAUGUCACAUUUUUACAGCCCAGCAAUGAAGAGAAGCCAGUGAUUGUAUGUUUAACUCACCAACUACAUUACAUAAGCAGAUGAGUUGAUAAAAGCACUUUCCAGAAACUUAUGAAAGGAAAUUUUGAUGACUGGAGGUAACGCUACCACUGAGUUUUCAAACCCAGAGACACAACAUCGUGAUACUACCGGGAAUGUGUUGCGAAGGAGACUCGACAGACCAGACUGGGGUUUGGGGUUUGGCAAGUCAAUGGGAGAAGUGAAAAAUUCAUCCUUAGUUGUUAAUUUUCUCCAAUUCUAAAGGCAAAACCUGUAUUUAGCCAAUGUCUUAAGUAGCUGAACCUGUCAUUACUACAACCUUGUGAAAGUGAAAAACGUUUCAUUUUUGUCAAAAACAACUUUGUAUCGAAGGAGUGCCUCUCAUUUGACGGCCUGCACAUGCGCAGUUCUGCGCAACACAACCGUUAGACCUGGUGACGUGUUUCUGUGCAUGAGCUAUUCUAGCUAACACCACCAUGACAUCACCUAUAACUGUGAUCAGGGAUUUCUAUUGGAGAAGCAGUUUCUGCACAUCUUCAUACUGUACUGUCUUUGAUGUUACUGCUCAUACUGAUGUAUUCUUCAUCUCGCUGGUUUACGGUGUCCAUAUUAGGACACCAUACUCGUGAAUGCUGUGGAUCUGUACCUAUGCUAGGUGGCAACCACUAAAGUAUUUCCAUUGCCAAUAGGAUAGGCUGGCUUGUUAUUCACAAUACAGCUUCAUCUUCACAUAGCCUAUACUGGUAUUACAUUGCAACACUAUACUUACUGUUAGACACAGUAAGUGUAUGGUGUCCAUAUUAGGACAGCCUCAUUAUGGAUUAUAGAGCUCGCUAGUUUGUAGUCCUAAAAAACAGAAAUGAGUUACCUCUGGUUCGUUUAGCCAUUCCUAUGGGGGAAAUUAAUGAAGAAACUAUGGGGUUUUGGGAUAAACGCCGGAAAUAAGAUCUGAGGUUAACACAGGCUUAGGAGAUCUUAUAUGUUUUGUUCUAUGAGAUAAUAUCAGUGUCACGAAUGUCUGUGGAAUGCGGUAGGCCAGAGUCAAGCGCAGGACACAGAAUGAAAUGAAGAUCCACUUUACUGAAUAGUAAAGAAAUACAAGCAAAACCUCCACACACAGGGAGGAGCAAACCCGCUCACAAAUGACACUCGCACAAGCAACAAACACGCACACCACACAGUGGACGUGAACAGGUUAAAUAGGGAAGACCAAAAUAACAUAAUAGGGAACAGGUGUGCAACAACAGACAACAACCAGGUGAACAUAGAAACAUAGAACAUAGAUCGGCAGCAGCUAGUAUUCCGGUGACGACGAACGCCGAAGCCUGCCCGAACCAGAAGGAAGGGCAGUCUCGGCAGAAUCCAUGACAAUCAGUCAGUUAACAUGACCUUUAUGAAUUCUGAAGCCUUUAUGUGCUUGUUUUUAUUUGAAAAAAAAUAAAAAAUUCACACAAAAAGACAUUAGCUGAUGAAGAUUAUCUCAAAGAACAAAACACAUAGGAUCUCCUAAGCCUGUGUUUACAACAAAAAAAACAUUGGAGGCCAUGGAGGAGUCAAUGCCUACAAAAAGACGCCAUUACUAUUGCUCUCUAUAGAGUCCCUUUACCAAACAUGCAAUGGCUUUAUUCCCUAGGUCUGUUUAGGACCACAAUGGAUAAUGUCUCGGAGUCCUUUCCUCUGGAGGUGACCAUGGACUGCUGGGCAGACAACACCUGGAUCAUGCUCCGGAUAUGGAGCAGUGCUUGGCUCAUACACUCUCUCUUUACUGUGUUCCAGAGGUAUCACACACACACACACUCUCUCGCUCUCUCUUGCUCUCGCUCUUGCUUUCUUUCUCUCUCGCUCUCUCUCUUUCUCUCUUUCUCUCUCUCUCGCUCUCUCUCUCUCUCUCUCCUGUCCUCUCUCUCUCUCUCCUCUCUCUUUCUCUCUCUCUCUCUCUCUCUCUCUCUCUCUCUCUCUCUCUCUCUCUCUCUCUCUCUCUCUCUCUCUCUCUCUCUCACCCCCCACUCUUCCAAAGGUUAGCUGAAUGCCUAAGUGAUGAAAAUUAAAUGAUGAGGAAGUACAGCAUGUGUGAUUUAUAUCAUUCAGUUGUGAUUGAUGUUCUCUGCAUGAAAGGAAUGUGUUUGGACCAGUCUCCUGCAACCCUGAGAUUCACCCUCCGUCAUUCUAUCUGAUCUGGACUGUGAUCAACGUAGCAAAGAUCACUUGGCUGUUUCUCUGGGACAGGCAGUAAGUGGUUUGGCACUUUUUACAUUUAAAUGGGAAGUUUUAAAAACGUACUGUUAGAUGGUUCCUCAUCCUGAAAGUAGUCUAUGGGCCAGGAUAAACUCUAAUCCAUGGCUUAAUUUAUUUAAACAGCCACUACAAACUUCAGCUAACUUUGGUAGUUGCUGUUUAAAGACAACCUAACCGUGGAUUACAGUUUUUCCUGGCCGAUAGACUACUUUCAGGGUGAGGAACCCUCUAACGUUCAAUUUUAAAGGCCCAGUGCAGCCAAAACGUGAUUUUCCUGUGUUUUGUAUAUAUUUCCACACUAUGAGGUUUGAAUGAUACUGUGAAAUUGUUUAAAUGAUGAUAAUACCCUUUUAGUUUAAGAGCUGUUUGAAAAGACCACCUGAAACUUCUGACUGUUUAGGUGGGAUGGAGUUGUGGCCUGCCUGGUGACAUCACCAAGCGGUAAAUUAGAAAACAGACCAAUAAGAAAGAGAGAUCCAAACGUCUCUGCCAAUAACAGCUAUUUUUCAGUUUCCCCUCCCCACUCAGACCACUCCCAGACAGUCUUAUCAACAUUUUUGCUUGAGAAAUUGCUCUAUUUUUUGACCAUUUUAAUUGAAAACAAUCAAAGUAAGGUACUUAAUUGUUGCCCAGAAAUUAUUAGAUAUUGAGAUGAAAACGGCUGCAUUGGAACUUUCGAAUACUAAACUUCCCCAUUAAGAUACAAAUUUUUGGAUUUUGCAAUAUGACAAAAGAAAUACAGUGAGCCUAUUUGCAGAACCAAGUAAGACAAUGCUAAAAUAUGGAACAUCCUUUGUGUUUUUACAGUGACCUUCUACCAUCCCUGUUUUUUAAAUGGGUUAUGCCAGUUCACAGCUUCCAAAUGCUGUAUGUGUCCUACCGAAACCUGCACAAUCACAGAGCCUGGCUGGCCAUCAAUAACCCUAAAGAACCCUGGUGGACCCGCUAUCUGGUGAAUUCAAGAUCUUAUCUACAUAUUGAUGUCAAGAUGUAGCACAGUUGCUUGUUUUUAUCAUGCUGCUGUUAGUCAAUGAGCUUCAGGGCAAAAUGACCUUAUGUAACCAAGUUGAAUUGGUUAAACUUACUCUUUAGCAUGAUGUCAAUUCAACGUCGAUUCCAUGUUGGUUUAACGUAAUUUCAUUGAAAUUUCAUUGAAAUGAUGUGGAAACAACGAUGAUUCAAACAGUGUGUGCCCAGUGGGAUGUGGAGUGUAUUCAGAAAGUAUUCAAACCCCUUGACUUUUUUCACAUUUUGUUACGUUACAGCCUUAUUCUAAAAUGGAUUUCAAAAACUAUAUCGUCAUCAAUCUGCAAACAAUAGCACAUAAUGACAAAGCAAAAACAUGUUUUUGAAAUGUUUGCACAUUUAUUAAAAACAAAAACUGAAAUAUGACAUUUACAUAAGUAUUCAGACACUUUACUCAGUACUUUGUUGAAGCACCUUUGGCAGGGAUUAAAGCCUUGAGUCUUCUUGGGUAUGACGUUACAAGCUUGGCAAACCUGUUUUUGGGGAGUUUCUCCCAUUCUUCUCUACAAAUCCUCUCAAGCUCAGUUAGGUUGGAUGGGGAGUGUCGCUGAAAAGCUAUUUUCAGGUCUCUCCAGAGAUGUUCGAUUGGGUUCAAGUCUGGGCUCUGGCUGGGCCACUCAAGGACAUUCAGAGAUGUCCCAAAGCCUGUUGGAAGGUGAAUCUUCGCCCCAGUCUGAUGUCCUGAGCUCUCUGGAGCAGGUUUUCAUCAAGGAUCUCUCUGUACUUUGCUCCGUUCAUCUUUCCCUCAAUCCUAACUAGUCUCCCAGUCCCUGACGCUGAAAAACAUUGCCACAGCAUGAUGCUGCCUCCACCAUGCUUCACCGCAGGGAUGGUGCCAGGUUUCCUCCAGACGGGACGCUUGGCAUUCAGGCCAAAGAGUUCAAUCUUGGUUUCAUCAGACCAGAGUAUCUUGUUUCUGAUGGUCAGGGUCCUUUAGGUGCCUUUUGGCAAACUCCAAGCGGGCUGUCAUGUGCCUUUUACUGAGGAAUGGCUUCCGUCUGGCCACUCUACCAUAAAGGCUCAUUGGUGGAGUCCUGCAGAGAUGGGUUUUUUUCUUCUGGAAGGUUCUCCCAUCUCCACAGAGGAACUCUGGAGCUCUGUCAGAGUGACCAUUGGGUUCUUGGUCAUCUCCCUGACCAAGGCUCUUCUCCCUGAUUGCUCAGUUUGGCUGGGCAGACAGCUCUAGGAAGAGUCUUGGUGGUUCCAAACUUCUUCCAUUUAAGAAUGAUGUAGGCCACUGUGUUCUUGGGGACCUUCAAUCCUGCAAUAAUUUUUUGGUAACCUUCCCCAGAUCUGUGCCUCGACACAAUCCCGUCUCAGAGGUCUGCGGACAAUUCCUUCAACCUCAUGGCUUGGUUUUUGCUCUGACAUGCACUGUCAACUGCGGGACCUUAUAUAAACAGGUGUGUGCCUUUCCAAAUCAUGUCGAAUCAAUUCAAUUUACCACUGGUGGACUCCAAUCAAGUUGUAGAAAUAUCUCAAGGAUGAUCAAUGGAAACAGGAUGCACCUGAGCUCAAUUUCGAAUCUCAUAGCAAAGGGUCUGAAUACUUAUGCAAAUAAGGUAUUUCUGUUUUUUAUUUGUAAUACAUUUGCUAAAAUCCCAAAAAAUCUGUUUCCUCUUUUGUCAUUAUGGGGUAUUGUGUGUAGAUUGAUGAGGGAGAAAUUUUAUUUAAUCAAUUUUAGAAUAAUGCUGUAACCUAACAAAAUCUGGAAAAGGGGAAGGGGUCUGAAUACUUUUGACUGGUACUGAAUGUGCACCAAAUUUGUGAGAAAUGUGCUUUUAUUGCAUUUGGAACACUUCUGGGAUCUUUUAUUUCAGCUCAUGAAAGAUGGGAUCACCACUUUACAUUUGGUGUUCAUAUUUUUUGUUCAGUAUAAAUACGACUAAAUAAUAACUGGUUCUUAUACAUCAGCGGUAGAGCAUGGGAGUAAAACCAAAGAUAAGGUGCAACAACAAUCCUUUAUUUUCUGCUUUUUGUAGUUCACAAAUGCACAAUAAUCCGUUUCAAUUAGAGCUCAAAUGUUGUACUACAGACAGUGAUUGCGUUUCUAGUUGUUGACAAUAUAAAUGUGUUUCAAUCAAAACAAGACAGUGUUGCAACACUUACAGGAAGACAUGGCCAGGGAGAUGGAGAACGGUUCUAGGUGGACUAAGGGCAGUGCCAUAACACACAUUUUACAAUUGAUUAUACUUACUUUUGAAUAAAAACCACCACCACUCCCAUCCUUCCAGAGCAUGCCAAUCAUCUGACAGCCAACCAUUUAUACUAGACGCCACGCCGUUAAUAAAGAAUAAGGAACACCUGUGCUAACAGGCCAUGAGGCUUCAUUCAAGAGCUCAUGCCUGUUACAUAUUUACCCCCCAAAGUUUUUAGAUGUUUCCUCACAUUUCAAGACACAAAUACAAAAAAGAAGACAAGGCAAAUAAAGAAUAUAAAGGUCAAAAAAACAUUCAAAAUAUCAUCUAAAUAAAGAAUAAAUGUAUUGACCAAAUAGGCCUAAUGAAAAAGCACACUUUGAAAAGCAAAAUACUGCAAACCAAUACUUAAAUAAAAUAAUACUGGAGGACCAUGCGGUCGUAGAAGGGAACUGAGUCAUCUUUUCUUCGACAUUUCAGACCGCCUCAUCACACCAUUGCCAGUAUGUUCGCUAAGGGGACUGUCAUAAUGCUCCAAAACACCAUUUUGCAACACAUGAACUUGGACACACAUACUGGCAAUGGUGUGCGAGAUACAGAGGUGGUUGGUUUCACGGGACUGCUUACACACUACAGCAUAACCGCACGGCAGAAAUACUGAACUCGGCCCCUCUACGCGCAACGACGUAGGCAGCCAUGACACUCGGUGCCAGAAUGCCCUCUUAUGCCGCAUUCAAAACAACUGGGAACUCAGAAAACAACGAGCUCCAACUGGAAAAAUAGUUUAGAGCGGUCAUCCAACUUGGAAUUCCAACUUCGAGAACUCCGACUUACGAGAGCUCCGCCUUUCAGACCUGAAGAUUACUGACAUCAUGAUUUGACCUUGUAUUUUUCAGAGUUCCCAGUUGUAUUGAACACACCAUAAGUAUCACCUCCGACUUCCCUUAAGGAAGUGGCACCAUUCACAAAAUCUCACACACUCGCAUCCAGCCGCUAAGCCGCGCAAUGGGACGGCAGUGGAAAACCCAGCCAUUAUGGCCACCCAGUGCCCCUCCUCAGCGCACCUCCGUCCCCAAACCCAUAUUCACAUGGCACACAAGGCAUUAGAGCCUCCACUAAAAACAAGGCCAACCAGGGCCACAUCACAAAUCUAAAUGCACCAAUACACAUUCUAAAAACAGAUCCCUUACCAAUGAAUACUAUGUCUUGUUUCAUAUGUCUUUAUCAUGGUCCCUCUGAUCUAACUGUGUUGAUGUGUUGAUGUUUUGUGGGGCAGACCCAGAACGGACUGGCUGUAUUUGGCUGGUGGACACUCCUGGAGGCCCUGGUCAGUCUGGGAGUUGUGCUGAGGUACCAGGCUGGGCUACCUGAUCCUCUGGUCAGCUCAAUGGUGCUCACCCUACUUCUCCUGGGGAUGCUCAUCUGGUAAUGACUGACAAUAAAAUAAUGAUGGGCCCAUACAUAUAGAUCCUAAUCAUUGAUUGAAUGGAAAGAUUAUAAUUGUGGUGUCCAUAUUAGACAGUCUCUCCUGCUGAGACUGAGGCUGUCCUAAUAUGGACACCGUACUGACUAAAUGGGUACACUAUACUGGGAAGUUGGGAUUUAAUUCAGUCUUGAAAACAAUGCUAUUUCCUAACAGGUUUGUCUUUGAGAGCUUCAUAUUCUCCAAGUACAUCCGCUACACGUUUACUGUCUACCCUGUGUUGAUUGUGGGCCUGGGAGCCAUGUUCACCAGAGGCUAUCGUGUCCAUGACCUCGCACCUAACACAGUAUACUGUGGUAAGAACAUAGAGUUGGAUAGAGGGCACACUUGGCCCAAAGCCUGUUUUAUCAUGUGCAGUGCCAUUGAGGGCUUUCACCAUUUUGAAGUAGUCAACUAGGUGGGACUUGCUAUGGGUUAAGGUAGAUCACAUAAUUCAAUCCAGGUCAGCAGGAAUUAUACUCCUGAGAAAACAUUCCCUAAGUCGCUCUGCUAAAUUUCUAAAAUGUAACUGUAAAAUCAGGUGGCAGUAAAUCAUCAACCUUGGCUUUAAACCUGUUCAGACUAUGCACAUUGCAAAGAUAGGAUAUGAGCUCUCUAGUACAUCUCUAUGGAAUGAACACAUACUGGAGUAAUACCAACCACUCACACCCACAUUCUGUAACAGAUCGAUUUUAAUGUAGGCAGAUGCUGGCCAAUGAUAACAUGAUUUUAGAGGCACAUUAUAUAUGCUGUAAUUGGAACAGUGCUAAGCUGAUGCUGCAGGCCAGUCAUAAUUGAAUACCAGAAAAACCUUGUAGACAAUUUUGUAUAAUCUGAUGAAUAACAGUUACGUAACACUUACAUUACACUUGAUUUUGUAUUUCUUGUCCCAACCACACAGGGUUCCUAAUGCUGGCAGCAACGGUCCUGAACUGUGUCCGUUUGAUUACUACAUGCUUUUACCCAGAUGACACAUCCAAGUAUUUGACCAAGGAGCCCAACCAUAAACCUGACUUCUGCAAGACUGUAUGCCAACCAAUGGGAAAGGACAGCACAAUGGCUUCACAAACUGGCUUC
This is a messenger RNA of Coregonus sp. 'balchen', 8888 nucleotides long. The record is from the annotation of a GenBank genome assembly. NCBI's taxonomy places the organism in Eukaryota, Metazoa, Chordata, Actinopteri, Salmoniformes, Salmonidae.